CUCAGCUGCCUGUGAAGCAGACACCUCCCCUAGAAUAGUGCUUUUUACCCGCGCCUUCUCCAGUACGACCUUUACCAGACCCCAUCUGGUUAGGCCACGCUUAACCCAACGUGAAACCUCAACCAGAUUUUUUGUAGCUAUUUCUGAACCACGGCAUUCCCAAUGUAGCUGCUCACCGGUCGUGAAGACCCCAUUAGCCUAUAAAAUAUCGUGUAUGGUUUUGCUGCCUUGGGUUGUACAGGGAGACUUUGCGGCGAUGGGUCUCCUGUGCGUCACAUGAAGUCUCGAUAUUGCUUCCACAAAUCUUUCCGAAGCAAGAUUAAGUCGUCUGACCACAUACAACUCCAAUAUUUUUCGCAAUAGGCAUUGAAAAUAGUCCGUGGAGUGUUGUAAGACUGGUAAUAAUAUAUGUCCUAAGCUAAAGCCGAGGGCUGGACCAUGAACAUCUAUUUUCAUGUCCUAAAAUUAGAUGUUCUUUUUUUGGUGCCUACAUUAUUCCUGUAUUCAUAAGUAUUCUGCUUGAAUAAAAUAGCAGAGCAAGCCCGGAUCUUGUUAUUUUAACUGGCGUGUGUCUCAAACUCUUUCUAUAAAAAUAUCGCAGGAUCGUUUUUUAGCAGAUAUACAGUUAGCACUUGGCACCGACACCCACACUCGAGAACUGCCAAAGCCUUCCCUCCGGCCGGCCGCGGCGCGCUGCCCUCUCCGCUAUUGGACAGCUCCUCGGAGAUACCGAUAUCCACGUGUUGUUGUUUUAUCAUUUAAACACAGAUCAGGCGGGAGUUUCUGUUAAAUUGUGGGGUGUUUUUUUUCCCCCUCUCUCUCUCUCUGUUGCGCUUUUUUGUUUCCUUCGGAAUGACGCUAUAGCUCGUUGAAUCCCCGCUCAGGAAGAAGAAGAAGAAGAAGAAGAAGAAGGAGAAAAACGUUAGAGCGGGUUAUUUCUUUCUUUCUCCUUCCUCCUUCCACCACCUGCUGCACCUCGACCCCAGCUGUAGAUUCGUUAAGGUAUUUCCACCUGCGUCCGCCGACCGCCCCGAGAUGGGAAACAGUGAAUCCUUCCCCGUGCCGAGCAGGCAGUCCUGGAGCGCGCUGUCCCCCCCGGUCAAAGGCGCCGACUGGCAGCGAGCGGGCGGCACGGCCGACGCAAGCCUGCAGCCCCGCCCGGUGGCCAGCAGGCCGUACUACACCCUGCCCAGCAGCACGGCGGAGCGCCGGGCCUCGGCGCCCCCUCCCGGCCCGGGCACCGAGGCGCCCCGCUUCCACCCGCACGCCAAGGGCCGGAACAUCCGCCUGGACCCCCAGCUGCGCCGGGCCACGCGCAAGAGCAGCUUCUGCAACGGCAUCACCUUCAGCCAGCGGCCCGUGCGGCUCUACGAGAAGGUGCGCCUGCGGCUCUCCGAGGUCAACAGCUGCUGGAGCGGCGCGCUGCGCUUCGGCUUCACCAGCGCGGACCCCGGCGAGCUGGGCCUCGCCGACAUCCCCAAGUACGCCUGCCCGGACCUGGUGACCCGCCCGGGCUACUGGGCCAAGGCCCUGCCCGAGCGCCUGGCGCUGAGGGACACCGUGCUGGCCUUCUGGGCCGACCGGCACGGCCGCGUCUUCUACAGCGUCAACGAGGGCGAGGCCGUCCUCUUCCACUGCGGGCUCAGCGUGGGGGAGCCCCUGUGGGCCAUCGUCGACGUCUACGGCAUCACCCAGGAGGUCACGCUGCUCGAGAGCACGGUCGCAGACAGCGUGGGCGCGAGCCGUCUCUGCACAGCCCGGCUGAGCAGCUACCUCCCGCAGAGCAGCCACGACUCUGCCAACUACAGCAACAACCAGCUGGAGACCAACCAGGUGGCGGCCGCCAAGAUAGCCACCCUGCAGCUGGGCCACUGCGGCCAGCCCCCCGCCUGCUGCUGCUCCCCCCCGGCCCUGUCCUCGUCCUCGGCCGCGGGCCGCCUGCUGCGGGGCCUCGGGGCGGCCCUGGACUCCGACCUGCGCUUCCACCCGGUGCGCGGGUCCGACGUCGGCCUCUCGCCGGACCGCGCCGCCGCCUGCGCCCACGUCCUGGACAGCACCCGGACCCUGGUCUUCACCGACCGGCCCCUCCACGUGGGGGAGACCUUGUUUGUGGAAGUGGGCCCCCACGGACAGUCCUAUUUCGGGGCGCUCCUGUUCGGGAUGACCUCCUGUAACCCUGGGACCCUGCGGGCCGGCGAGCUGCCCGCCGACCCCGAGUGUCUGGUGGACAGGAAGGAGUACUGGGUGGUAUACCGGGGCUUGCCCAUGCCCAGCCCGGGCGACGUCCUCAGCGUUACCCUCUUGCCCAGCGGGGAGGUGCACCACGGCCUGAACGGGGCGUCCCGGGGGAGGCUUCUCUGCGUGGACUCGUCCCAGGUCCUGUGGGUUUUCUUCGGCCUCCAAGGAGCCGUCAGCCACCUCAGGAUUCUUGGGACGCUCCACUCCAGUCUCCCUCCUGCCUCCCUCUCCAACUCCCCGGCGGGCAGCACUGACGACAGCGACUCAGACCUGGCCUUCAGUGUCAACCGCUCCUCCUCUGCCUCGGAGUCCUCUCUAGUGACGGCCCCCAGCUCCCCCCUGAGCCCCCCGGUCUCCCCAGUGUUCCCCCCAGAGGUGGCGCCACCCACCAGCAAGAACGCCGAGUGCACGGUGUGCUUCGACCAGGAGGUGGACACGGUCAUCUACACCUGCGGCCACAUGUGCCUGUGCAACGACUGCGGCCUGAAGCUGAAGAAGCAGAGCAACUCCUGCUGCCCCAUCUGUCGGCGGACCAUUAAGGACGUGAUUAAGAUCUACAGGCCGUGACGGGGCGGGACAGUGGCCCUGUGAGGAUUCCUGGUGCACAGCCCCGUCUCAUCUGGAACUAGGACUGCCCUCCUGUCUCUCGUCUGCUUUGUCCACCCUGCGUUUUAGUGGAUAACCCAGGAAAUGUCCCACUCAGAGCCCGUAGAAAUUUCCAGGGGUCCCUCCGGCUCCUCGUUGCUGUGGACGGGUAGGGAGAAGAUGCUGAACAGGGGCGGGCUGUCGGUGAGGCUCUUGGCAGCAGCUCGGUGAGAGCGAGUGAGUUUCUAGUGCCUUUGACCGGAAGAUAUAAAAGCAUGUAGUCUUCGUGGUGUUUUCCAGGAGAGAAUAUGACAAUCAUGUUCAAUAUGCUGUAUGAUGAAUAUAAGCAGCAGGUGCUUAGAGGUAUUGGUACUUGGUUAAUUUGCAGUCUUCAGCAGUGGAAAUGGUAUUUUAAGCCCUCCAGGGUUAUCUGCCGCAUAUCAUAUGAGAGACAAAAUUAAGUGCACAAUAAUACAUGAAGUAUUUUUCAGUGUGUUAUUUUCUGUUAUUGCCUUCUUCGCUGAUGACAUACAGUAUUCUCUGACAGUAAUGAAGAGCCCAUCUAGAAACACAUGACAAGGAAAAGCCAAAUUAAAGUGCAGUUCCUCAGCCUGGAAGGCAGCCUGUGAAUCACAUUCACAUAAAUGUAAUUCAAGUAAAUGGUAAAAAGUGUUUUUUUUAAGCCUGCGAAUACCCGUCAUAGCAAUUACAUCAUGACUAGUUCGAAAAAGAACUGAAGUUAAUUCGAUGUCUGGGCGUUGGAGUGCUAUCACGCCAUUACAUUACAAAAUUGUGUAAUGAAGAGUUAGUGGGUAGAAUGGAGAAGGAAUGGAGGAAAAAAAGGCUUUUGUAAGAGCUAAGAUGGGGAAAAAAACUUCUACCAAUGCAGAAGACCAUCCUCUGGUACAGUACUUCUGAAGAUACAGUAUAAUCCCUUGAGCCCAGCCUUUUGACAGAAAAUUCAAUCUCUCUGUUUUUGUUUUAAGAACAGAACAUUUCUAGUCUCUCAUUGUACUGUAGCGUUGGUAAUUUGGGGUGAUUAAAAACAGCUUUCCCGGGAACUUUAUAAGUACCCCAAAGCACAUUUAGGUUAAUAAGAACAGAAGCAUUCCAGAUUCAGUUCUGGAUUGAGUAGAGAUUUCGCAUCUUCACUACCCUUCACGUCUUUAAGAGCUGUGGGAGUGUGGAGCUAGGAGCUGUUAAGCUAUUUUAGAGCCUUGGGCCUUUUGGGAAACAGCUGGAUGGGAUCCUGGGAUCGAUGAGCUUCUAAUUAAAAAACUAGCUAGAUGGCCUGUCUGAGAGCAGAGCAGUCUGCUCUUACGUUCUAUUCCUUUAAGCAACACAGACUUUCUCAGCCUCCCUUUUUAAGGCAUGUACUCUUGCUUCCAGUACUGAGAUGUAAAUGUGCACCUGUUUAAUGUAACAACUAGCUGAAGUGGUGAGAUGCCUCUUCUGCUCCUGUACUAAAUAUACCUAUGGACCCUAAUGUUGCUCUAACGUUCGUGUGCAGUACUGAUAAGGGCACUGUCGAAGAAUUCAGAACAUUCAGAACCUAUUCAAGUGACGUUUUAGGAAACAGAUCAGAAAACCUUUAAAUUUUUCAUAGAACGUGGUUUUAGGAUAGCAUGCGUUCACACACAAAAGCUGUUUCUUUGUUUGGACAAAUACUUUUCACACUACAAGAAUUAGAAAUAUAAAUAACUACUUUUGAGAAACUCAAGCAACACUCGACACCAGCGACAUCUUGAACUAGAAUCCUCCGAUUCGGAAUUUGUUUUUCUUCCAAAAUGUUAUCAGGUAGUGGAUAAUUAACCACGUCCCGAAUAAUUUUUUAUAUAAUUCUCAGAUUCUCUAUACGGUUUGUAAAACUACACCAUGCUUCAUUGUUUCAAACCAAGGGUAAGGUUCAGGAAUGAUUCAGAUUAAAAUUUAUCAAAGCAAAUUAACUCCUGGAAAUGUACCCUAACGCUCACAUCUGUGCUGAAAAAAGUCCUCAAGUGAUUGUAAUUGUAUUUUGGACAUACUUCAUUUAACAUCAUGUCAAAAGAAAAAAGCUGCAGGGUCUUCUGUUUUAUUCUUAGUGCUGGAUUCCUACCUUUUGCUGUGGGAUUUCUUUGGGUUCUAUUUAAAAGCGAUUACCUUCUGCUACCUGAGGUCUCUGAGCUGGUGGUGGGUGUGUUUCACGCCAGCAAGCUAGAAGAACUGCACGCUUCAGAGUCUGGCGCACUGAGUGCAACAUGAAAUGAAACUAUUUUUCGAGUUUGAGCAAGGUGGAACAUUUUUCUCUUGCAUCCUUUCUGACUGACAGUAAAGAACAUUGACGAGUAAGAGGUUUAGAGUGUUUAGGUUUGAAAAACGAAACUGUGACACCAGACCAUGCUGCUUGAGCUACUUCAGCAGGUAUCCCCACUCGUACUGAAGAGACAAGCCAGAGGCGCUGAGCACAGUGGGGACGUAUUCAAGCACAAGUCCAGCCUGCCCACUGUCAGGCUCUGUCAGUGACAGCGGCAGACCUACAGUAUCUGUCUGUGCCUAUUUGUUUCCUUGAUAGGAAGGAGACCAGUAAUUUUCGAGGUGCCUUAUCGGGUGAAGCUUUUGCACUAUUUCCUGCAGAUAUAACAGGUUUUCUCCUCAAUUCUUUUUUAUUUUAAUUGUGUAUAUAUAUAUAAAAAUAGCUGUAGAUAUAAUUAAGAAGAAAUGCAGCUUAACAUCAGUUCCACCUCCAAAGCUGUAGAUAUAGCUAAGCAGAAAAUGCAGCUUCAAAUCAGUUCCAACUCCAAUGCAUAAAGAUAUCACAACGCAGAUCAUAAAGGAGGUUACUCCUCCUAAAACCCAAUGCUUAUGAAAGACAGUCUUUUUAAUUCCAUGUAUUUGACAGAACCUCCAAAGAAAACCCUUAUUCACAAGUAAGAAGAAUUAACAUCUAACUACAGGCUGUAUGAUAUUAAUCUUGAGAGGGCUGGUUUAGACCCACUGGAUCAGGACUGAACAGAAGUUCUUUCUCAUCCCAAUUAAUGAAAGUUAAAAACCAAAGCAGAUCAGGGCAUGUGAACAUGCUUUCGUGAGCAGAGUUUAAAGCAACUAUAUAUCUAUAUAUGUAUAUGUGGAUGAAUGUAAUGCCUGUUGUGUUCAUAACAUGCUCAGAUUCAGAUAAAGCAAAACCAAUAGUCAGAUUAGUAUAAAAAGCCUCAAGUCUUACAACAGAAGUAAAUGUAUUCAUAAGAUGCCCACCAGAGGUCAGUCUCGCCAUAGUUAAUUUUCAUCACCGUCCUUGAGCCCACUGUAACUGCUUGGACCAAACAACCAACACAAUGAUUCAAGAGGCUUAUACAAUUAUAUUUGAUGAAGAUUCCUGAAAUGUAAAGAACAGAUAUUGAGCACUCAUGCUGUUUUUAAUCAGUCAUGCUAUUAUAUCACAGUAAUUUCAGAUACAAUUUGCAUACAGUGAGUAUUCUGAUUUCCAGUGCUCUGCGUGACUCUGAAAUUACAUUGAACUUGUAAUGAAUUGCACUGUUCUUUUCACUACAUUAAUUUAUCCAGUUUUCUAUUGGCUGACCCAAAAUAAGAACUUGUGUAAAAAAGCUGAGGCAUUUAUCUCUAGAAAAAAACUGCUUUGUGUUUCAGUACAGGCAGACAGUUUCUGUCCAUUUUUCAUAAAAUGGGGUCAGUGGUUUCUUUUUCCCACAGUUCAAAAUUUCCAUGAUGGAAUUAGUCUUUUUAAUUUAUUAAUAGCACCAAAUAUUUAAAUAGUCUUUUUAUUAUAAAAAAAUAUAAUAAAGUUUUUCUGACAUAUCUACACUUUCAAUUGUAAGAAUUGUAAGAAAUGUAUACAAAUCUUGAAUUUAAACAUAUUUUAUUAAUUGUGUGGAACCACUGCUCAGUUUAUAUUUUGGUGUGAGAUGAAGAAAUAUACCUAUUUCUUAUUUACUACUUGUAUAGAUGGACAAUAUAUAUAGUGCAUUUUUUUGUAAUUUCACCUCAGUGAUGUGGUGUAGUGUUUGCUAACCGUCAUGCAAUUUUUGUAAAAGACUAGUUUGCUUUUUUUGUGAUUGAAGUAUUUUGACUGUCGUUUGCAUAGGAAACUGGUUUUCUGUGGGCUGGGUUCAGAGCAAGCCUGUUUUCUCUGUCGCUGUAUAGUCGCGGGAUGUUACUAUUCAGUGGGUCUUUGAACCAAAAGCUCCUCCACCUUGUGAAUGAGACGGGUUUUUGUAGAACUUUACAAAAAAAAUCAACUUGCAUUACAACUGACAAAAACUGCUGUUUGAUUUUUACACUUGUGUAAAUAUCUGUGGUGCACUUUCUUUUUUUUGGGGGGGGGGAUUCUUUUCUUUGAAAAGAACAAAUACCAUUCCUAGCCACAGAUCAACCCAACCAAACACAUUUGUUAACGUGUUGCCUGGUGGUUUAACGUGACUAAGUUUCUCAAUGACUGUUGUGGUUCAUACACAACCACAAUUUGGUGUUAGCAUCUACUGGUGAGUUUCAAAACACUACUGCAACGCAACCUGUCCUUGCCUCUCUCGUGAUGUCCGUAUGUUCUGAAAGAAAUUGAGAACACAAAUUAUUUUUAGUCAGAUGCUCAGAAGUCAUUAUUAACGGCUAGAAUAAAAUGUGAAAGUAGAAUAAAUGCAUCAAGUCCUGAGUUUGA
This is a messenger RNA of Lepisosteus oculatus (spotted gar), 7471 nucleotides long. It is a transcript of the gene neurl1b, whose product is annotated as neuralized E3 ubiquitin protein ligase 1B. Gene Ontology annotation, cellular component: early endosome. Lineage: Eukaryota; Metazoa; Chordata; Actinopteri; Semionotiformes; Lepisosteidae. Gene Ontology annotation, biological process: ubiquitin-dependent endocytosis. Gene Ontology annotation, molecular function: ubiquitin protein ligase activity. The record is from RefSeq and is a predicted model, not a curated record.